AUGACCGACCAGCUGAAGAUGAUCAUGUCAAGGCUCACCGCAGAGGGGCUGAGCGAGGAGAAGCGGGCGUCCUACCGCGCGCUGAUGCUGCAGAUCAAGGGGAAGAUCGACGCGCUGAAUGGAGUUGUCGGCACUGAUGACGGCCGACCCGACGCCCCGAAGCAGGCGAAGGGCAAGGCGAAGGGCAAGGAGGAAUGGCACUCCACAGGCAGGUGGACUCUCGACCUCCGCACUCGAGUACUCAAAGCAAGUCUGCCUGAGGGCUGGACGAUUGAGAAGUUGAGCGAAGAGGUGAAGAAAGUGGCUCUUGGUGAGGACGCCCUGCCGGACGUGGCCCCGGAGGGCGGUGGACCCGGCACGGCGCCCGAGGCCGUCCUCCUGCGAUUUAAGGACCGCGCUUCUGCAGAGCACGUGUUCAACCAGAAGGUUGACUUCGCUUUUACCGUGGAGUGGUCGGACAAGCCGUUUCCCGAGACAGCGCCACCGGGAGUGCCUGCACCGACGGCGGCAGUGGAGGAUGCCCCCGCUGGCAACGCGUCGCAG
Molecule: messenger RNA, 543 nt
Organism: Prorocentrum cordatum
Lineage: Eukaryota; Dinophyceae; Prorocentrales; Prorocentraceae
Source: the annotation of a GenBank genome assembly